AUGUCUAGUAACCAAGUAUCCUUUGGCCGUAUUCUAACGAUUGCCGGUGUGACAGUUGCAACCGCUUUUGCUGGUUAUGCAGCAUACUUUGACUACCAAAGAAGAAACAACCCAGAAUUUAGAAAGCAAUUGAAGCGCAAACUGAAGCAACAUGCUGAGUUGGAAAAGCAAGCCAAGGAGGAAGCAAAGCAAGAGAAGCUCAAGAGGGUGAAUGAGAUCUUGAUAGCUGAGUUGAGCAAGGACCCUCUGCCUCAAGACCCUUCGCAAAGAGAGGCUGCUUUCUCUUCCAACGUCGAGAUGGGUGAGAAGCUUGCUGCCGUUCCAGGUAGCGAAUUGGAAUCCGCUUUGAAGUUCUACAAGGCUCUAUCCGUGUAUCCAAAUCCAAGUGACUUGUUGGGUAUCUACCAGAGAUCUUUGUCUGAGGAAAUUUACGAGAAUAUUGUCUUGAUGAUUGCGUUGAUGCCACCUUCUAACGUCUCCUCAUUCUUGACAGGUGCCGGUGUCGGCUCAGCUUCUUCAGCUGCUCCAGCCGCUACAGUUGAGAUUGACGAAUAG
Molecule: messenger RNA, 555 nt
Organism: Kluyveromyces marxianus DMKU3-1042
Lineage: Eukaryota; Fungi; Ascomycota; Saccharomycetes; Saccharomycetales; Saccharomycetaceae
Gene: TOM20
Product: TOM complex receptor protein TOM20
Exons: 1
Coding region: 1-555 (184 amino acids)
Biological process (GO): protein targeting; protein import into mitochondrial matrix; tRNA import into mitochondrion
Cellular component (GO): mitochondrial outer membrane; mitochondrial outer membrane translocase complex
Molecular function (GO): transmembrane protein transporter activity
Source: RefSeq, a predicted model, not a curated record